UGGGUGCGUACGGGGCCUUACGAAGCUGACGCAGUAGGCGGCCCGGCGAGCGGAGGCGGCGGCGGCGCGGGCGGAGGCGGCGUUGGAGAAUCGCGAGGAGCGGGGGCAGGCAGCCAGCCCCGGGAUGGAGGCAACGGCAGCGGCUCCUCUGGCCAGCCGUUGGCGGCGUCGCCGGAGACGGCGGCCAAGGGUGGCUGCAGAGAGAACAUGCUGAUUCUUCCUUUACUCAUGAAGCCUAGAUCCAUGGACAUAGAUAUUCUCAAGAAAGUUUCUUGGGAUGGAAGAAUGUGCUUCUACUGGACUACAUGCUAUCCUAUAGGCAGCCUGGAAUUUGGGUCAUAAGCACCAAGACAUAGAAGUUGACUCUUCUCCAAAGAACGUCAGCUGGACUGAAAUGGGCAGAUCUUACAUGAGAAUUUGGAAGAAUUCCAGAGAUUUUCAAAGUAUGUAGAAAGCUGAUUUGAGAGCUUUGCAAGAGAAAAGACAACCAGGAAUUCUUUGCAUGAUGGAAUGAGGUGAAUGUUGUGCCUGGCGAUCCUCCUCAGACCCACUAGCCAUGCCAGGGAUUGUGGUGUUCCGGCGUCGCUGGUCUGUGGGCAGUGAUGACCUUGUUUUGCCGGCCAUCUUUCUGUUCGUCCUUCAUACCACAUGGUUUAUAAUCCUUUCUGUUGUGCUGUUUGGACUGGUAUACAAUCCCAAUGAGACCUGCUCUCUCAACCUGGUGGACCACGGCAGAGGCUAUCUGGGCAUCUUGCUCAGUUGCAUGAUCGCUGAAGUCGCAAUCAUCUGGCUCAGCAUGCGUGGCAGUAUCCUGUACACAGAACCCCGGGACUCAAUGCAAUAUGUACUUUACGUUAGACUGGCCAUCUUGGUGAUUGAGUUUAUCUAUGCUAUUGUGGGCAUUGCUUGGUUAACCCAGUACUACAGUUCCUGCAAUGAUGUUACUGCCAAGAGUGUCACUUUGGGAAUGGUGGUCUGCAACUGGGUUGUGAUUCUCAGUGUCUGCAUCACUGUCCUAUGCGUCUUUGACCCAACAGGCCGAACUUUUGUCAAACUGCGGGCCACAAAGAGGAGACAACGUAACUUGCGGACAUACAAUUUGAGACAUCGCUUAGAGGAAGGGCAGGCUAGCAGUUGGACCCGACGGCUUAAAGUUUUCCUUUGCUGCACACGAACAAAAGAUUCUCAGUCAGAUGCUUACUCUGAAAUUGCCUAUUUGUUUGCUGAGUUUUUCCGAGAUCUCGACAUAGUUCCAUCUGAUAUCAUAGCAGGCCUAGUACUACUACGUCAGCGGCAGAGGGCAAAACGGAAUGCAGUACUGGAUGAGGCAAACAAUGAUAUCUUGGCCUUCUUAUCAGGAAUGCCAGUAACCAGGAACACUAAAUAUUUGGAUCUGAAAAACUCACAAGAAAUGCUUCGUUACAAAGAAGUCUGUUACUAUAUGCUCUUUGCACUGGCUGCUUAUGGCUGGCCAAUGUACUUGAUGAGAAAGCCUGCUUGUGGACUCUGUCGACUGGCUAGAUCUUGCUCAUGCUGUUGUCUUUGCCCUGCUCGACCUCGCUAUGCCCCUGGUGUCACUAUUGAGGAAGAUAACUGCUGUGGCUGCAAUGCUAUUGCCAUCCGUCGCCACUUUCUGGAUGAAAAUAUGGCCUCUGUGGACAUUGUAUAUACUUCAUGUCAUGAUGCGGUCUAUGAAACUCCCUUCUACGUGGCUGUUGAUCAUGAGAAAAAAAAAGUGGUUAUCAGUAUCCGAGGAACUUUGUCUCCAAAGGAUGCACUGACUGAUCUGACUGGAGAUGCUGAGCGCCUCCCAGUGGAAGGGCAUCAUGGAACCUGGCUUGGGCACAAGGGAAUGGUGCUGUCUGCUGAGUAUAUAAAAAAGAAAUUAGAGCAGGAAAUGGUGCUCUCCCAGGCCUUUGGUCGUGAUUUGGGCAGAGGAACAAAGCAUUAUGGCCUCAUUGUGGUUGGGCAUUCCUUAGGAGCAGGCACAGCUGCCAUUCUGUCUUUUUUGCUCCGUCCACAAUACCCAACUCUAAAGUGUUAUGCUUAUUCUCCCCCAGGUGGCCUUUUAAGUGAGGAUGCCAUGGAGUAUUCCAAAGAGUUUGUGACUGCAGUUGUUCUGGGUAAAGACCUAGUCCCCAGGAUUGGCCUUUCACAGCUGGAGGGAUUUCGCCGACAGCUACUUGAUGUUCUGCAGAGAAGCACCAAACCAAAGUGGAGAAUCAUUGUGGGUGCGACAAAAUGCAUACCCAAGUCUGAACUCUCUGAAGAACCCGAAGCAAAUUCGGUGACCAGUAACCGCCUCUGGACUCAUCCAAGUGACCUGACUAUUGCCCUGUCUGCCAGUACACCACUCUACCCUCCUGGUCGCAUCAUCCAUGUGGUACACAAUCACCCAGCUGAGCAGUGCUGCUGCUGUGAUCAGGAAGACCCAACAUAUUUUGCUAUUUGGGGAGACAACAAAGCAUUUAAUGAAGUGAUAAUUUCCCCAGCAAUGCUUCAUGAACAUUUGCCAUAUGUAGUAAUGGAGGGUCUUAACAAGGUCCUGGAGAAUUACAACAAGGGCAAGACAGCGUUGCUUUCUGCAGCCAAAGUGAUGGUGAGUCCUACAGAGGUGGACCUCAACCCGGAGUUAAUCUUCCAGAAUCAACCCCUGCCCAGUAGACCUUCUGUACAGAUUGGAAUUGGAGAAAUUGCAGUGGACAGAAGGAACAGCAGUGCUAAGAGUAAGCCUCAGACUGAAAUCAAUUUGGAAGGGUUUUAUGAGACCAAGCUUCUGUCUCCAGUGCAGAAGGAUCCUGUGGAGAUCCUGCUUCUCGAUACCAAGGAGCGCCUUUCUGUAGAACUGCAGGACCGGCGUGCUCCUCUUGCCACAAUGGAAAGCCUGUCUGAUAACGAAUCCAUCUACAGCUUUGACUCAAGGCGUUCCUCUGGUUUCCGUAGCAUUCGUGGCUCACCCAGCCUCCAUGCAGUUAUGGAAAAAGAUGAGACUCACUGUUUUUAUAUUGAUCCAGCAAUCCCUGAGGAGAACCCCUCUUUGAGUUCACGGACAGAGCUGCUUGCUGCCGACAGCCUCUCCAAACAUUCACAGGAAACUCAGCCUCCUGAGGCCAUGCCCAACAGCGGGGGCACCACUCCUCAGCGGCAGUGCAGUGAUGAAGAGGCUGGCAGUGAUACUGACCACAUUUCCUUCACUCCUCGGGAGGAACUGACCCUCCAGAAUGGGAGGCUCAGUGAUGACCCUAGUCCACAAGUACUGGAGUUUGCAGAGUUUAUAGAUAGCCUCUUUAACUUGGAUAGCAAAAGCAGUUCCUUUCAGGACAUCUACUGCAUGAUGGUAUCAGACAGUACCAGCGAUUUUGCCGAGAUGCCCAAGUCUGUCAGCGAUCAGGAGAUCCUACUAAGAGCACAGUAUGAACCUAACUUAGUUCCAAAGCCCCCUAGGUUAUUUGCAGGCUCAACAGAUCCUUCCUCAGGCAUAUCAGUUUCUCCUUCUUUCCCCCUGAGUUCUUCUGGAGAACUAAUGGACAUUACGCCUACCGGCAUGAGUAGCCAGGAAUGCCUGGCCACUGACAAAAUCCGGACUUCUACUCCCACUGGCAAUAUGACCAGCCCUGCCAAACAUGAGGACCUUGUUAUCUCAGCCCUUUAGUAGAGGAGGUGGGGAACUAGCUACUCCCAUACAGUGAGUCAUGGGAUAACACUUGGAGGAGCUGGUCACUUGACUAGUGAGAGUUGGGGAAAAAUACGUAGGGAUGGGUGGUGACCCUUCCUAAGUGCUACAUUAAUGGCACCAAAAGAAUGUCAGCAUGAAGGAUGCCGUAACUUGGGUCAUGUUCUUAAGUUAGGAAGAAGAAAAAUCACUGCCUAACACAGCCUGCUGCUUUUUGAGGACCUUGUUAAUUGAAGUUAGAUGGUUGGUUUCCCUACCUCAGCAUAUUUGUUCAACAAGAAGGCAGAUUUCCUGCCUUUACUGCUGAAAUUAGGAUGUUACUGCCCAUAAGCUAGAGAACCAGGAUUAUUGAAGCUGAUGGGUCAGAUAAUAUUCCUAUAAUCUUGGCAAAAUGAAGGAAAUUGUGACUUUGAGCCCUAUUGCACUAGCAUGUCAUGUUUGACCCAAGCACUUGUUCUGGUUGUCAUCCUUGUGAUAUAAUAUUAUUUCUGAUUAGACACACACUCCUGUUUUAUAGCAAUUAAGCUGUGUUCCAGAGGAAUGCAGCCACCUCCUCCCAACCUUAACUGGGUGCAGUGAGAAUUGGGAUGGGGCUGCAUGUGUUGCUCCCCGAUUCAAUCUGUGUUCAGUGAUAAACCAGACUUCUUCUGAGAAGAAAGUUGUUACAUAUGCCGGAGAUCUGCAGGUCAUUCCCACAUUUCCUCACCCACUGGAGGGGUGAGAGGUCGCCAUUACAAAUCACAAUGAGCUAGUGACAAUCUUGCUCUCUGACAUAAUUUUCAUCUCUGUUGGCAUGGACUGAUUGGUUUAAACUUUAUUUGUUAUUCAGGAGGCUUGCUGAUGUCUUUCGUUAUUCCCUGUAUUCUUAUGUCCAGAACCACUUUGUCCCUAUUCAUGACUUUUCACUAAUCUGCAGUGUCAUGGCAGACCAAUCCUGGUCUGUCCCUGAGUUCAGGGAAAAGAUGGACUUUUACUGCAUGUUGAAGUCUAAUGUAUGUUUACAGAGUUAUUAAGCAUUUUAGGAGGUAUUUAUUUAAGCAGAUGGGAAAUUCCUAUCUUGAAAAGCAUUCUCUCUGCUCCUUUGUAUCCCUUCCUCCCAAGAAAACAAUGGGAUGGGCAAGAAAAAUGUUCUUCCUAUUCCUUAUUGGAGAGUAAGGACAGAGUGCCUCUGUGUAUGCAUCCCUUCAGUCACCAUUCAUAUUAGGGGCUUCUCAACAUUGCCCAAAAGUUCAACAGCAGUUCAUGGAGUUGCAUCUCGGCCCCUCAUCCUGGAACUUGGUGCUCAUGAUUAAGAGAACUUCAGUAGUCACGAUGGGAUGUUGUCACUGUAAAAUCACAGGUAUUUUUCAUUGGCAAAUGUAGGAGUAAAAGAAGGUUACGCAUACUGUGAUCUGCCAUCCUUAUAUUGUACUGAAGUAUCAUAACACAUCGGAAUGUGGUAUUAAUUCAAAGGAAAACUCUUACUACAGGUCUGUUUCUGGGCUGUGCACAACUAACUAGCUAUGCAUCACUGCCCCUUGGGUACAUCCUUGAUCCAGUCCCCUAGCUUUGCAGCCUCAGGUCACAAAGCAGAGUGCCAAAACAGAGGGGGCUCUCCUGUGCCUGUGGAGCACCAGUAAAUGGCUGGUUCAAUGUGUGGCUUGGAGGCUUGGGAGGAUUUCUGCUUUUUUGGUAACUAAAAGUGCCAUUGUGUGCAUAUCUACCUGGACAUAAGCCCAACUGCAUUCGUUCAGUGGGACUUUACUUGCCAAUAGGUUGAUUAAAGUUACAGCCUUAGUUCAGUUACCCAAGGAGAUUCCAAAAUCAAAUUGUUGUUUUACAUAUUUUAACCGUUCUGUGUUCAUUUAGAGGGAAAUCAGGCUUUAUUAAACUCUGGAGAUUUCUUGGUGGGUAAGCAUACCUUGAACUGGGCUACAGAUUUGGGUGUGUAAAUCAAUGCACCCAUAUUGUAUUAUAUAAAUGGCCCUACGGUAUGACAGGGUGUUAGUUAAUUGGGGACUUGUUAAUUGAAAUGCCAGUGUUGAAUAUGAAAACAUAAGGGUUAAUCCCCUUUUCUGCCUUGAAGUCAUAAUUAGUUGGAAACACAAAAGUUUUCAUUUAUGAAAUCUUAGUUUUCAAAAUGUGAAUUUUAUUAUUUAGGAUUUAAUGUUUUAAAGGUUCCGCUUUUAAAUGUCCACUUAUUUUCAACAGUUUUGCAGUAAGGAAGAAUUAUUUCCCUCUUCUGACCAUUUUUUUUAAAUGUAUGUGUGUUUUGUUAAGUAAUUAGAUACUGUUUUUAUAGUUGCAAAGUUGGCUCACAUAAUGGUCUUAAGGCAACUGUUAGUCCCAAUGAGGCUGAUAAGGCAGCCUUCUUCACUGAAGACACAGUGGAGAAUUGUGAAUGGCUCAAAGCAGAACCAGAAAAAUUUUUAGAUCUUAGAUUUUUGAAGAGAGCACAAAAUAAAUUGCAAAAUUUCUGAUGAAAUUAAGGAAGAUGUGGUUGUUGCCGAGUUUACAUUGCAAGUGCUUUGUGGUAGAAUAGAGUGGCCAAACGGGGUUUUCUGCUUGGGGAUCUGUAACAAUCCAAGCAGUCUGUUAGUUUUGCAGGUUCACAGCCUUGUGAAUGAUCCAGUGCUAAUAAUUAGCACCCAGAGAGCGCUUUAAAUUUCAAAGCACUUUAUAAAUACAUUGAAUGAAGCUUCCCAAUGUUUGUGGGUCAUGAGAAUGUGGGUGGGGGAAAGGAAAGGGUGUGUGAACGUGUAUGUGUGUAUGCAUUCAGCUUAUCUACUGUAUUUCUGGAUGGAGGUAGCACUGUCUCCAAAAAUCUAACUAGGCUAUUUGAAUGCAGUUUCAUAUCUUAUUAGAUUUAGUUUAGGCUUGAACUGUCAAGCUGUAAGAAUCCUGGGGAGUUGAUGCAGCUUUGCUUGGGGAUCUAUUAAUUUGUUGUCUCAGUAGUGGUCAGACUGUGAUUGAUGAAUUAAGCUAUUGCACUACAGUGUCACACCUGACCUGAGCAGCAGUUCAAAGUCAUUUCAUGGGGUUUUGCUAGCUUUCUUUCCUUUAAAACCAGUUUCGUUUUUAUUACAAGAGACUGUUUUUCCCCUCUUCCAUGUCAAUGUCCAAGAGAAAUCAAGACAACUGUAAUUUUUUUGUUCAGCUCACCUGUAUGUUGUGUAAUAAUAAGGCGGUUGCUCAGAAGAAAAAUACACAAAUUUUGGGGGCUAACACUUUUGCACUGACUAGAUUAAAAUAGAAGUUGACUUGGAACAUCUAUUUGCUAUACAACCUUAUAGUAUCCUGCCUUGCCUAUUUAACAUCUCUUAGCCUUUGUUCUUUCUAAAUAUAAGAAAUAUUUCAAUGUUUCUCCAAUACACCUUGGAUUUCUUCUUUCCUUUUUGCAAACAUAUAUCCAUUUCAAUUAUAGUAAACAGCUCAAAAAGCACAUGUUGCUGACACAGAAGUUCUUCCAGAGACAUGGCUCCUAGUGCUAUCAGUCCAACAGCACUUUGCAGCUAUUGCAUACUUCUCUUCUUUAAUUAGAUAAAAUUAGUAGUGAGAAAACAAAAUAAAUUACAGAUUUACAUUUUGCAUCACGUGUCAGAUUGGCCCGAUCAGUCAGUUGCAGUGCAAAAGCCUCAUCCAGAAGCACCCAUCCACCCUGGAUUCACUAUUCGGCUUCAUGCCUAAACAUAUUGCUACCUCUUUCAGCCAUGCUACAUCCUACGGCUUAUCAUGUUGAUUCUCUUUGUACUUUGAUGGGCUAGUUUUUGGUCUCUUCUGCCAUCUGCUUACUCUUUCAACUCAUCCAGGAUUACUGAAUUUAGGAUGGGAUUGCACCAUUCUGCUGUAGGUUUAGAAAAGAGUAAGGCAAUUAAUUUACACUCAGAGGCUAUGUUUUGAGCACUUUAAAAUAAAAACAUGUCAUCAAAAGCACUUCACAUUUCUAAUUCUGCCAGGUUAACUCUCCUUCUUCAAACUUCUCCUCAUUCAUCUUUUUAUUCCCUUAUCUCAUUAUCCUGAUUCCAAAAUGCUCUAUUUCUUUGCUUCUAACCUUUCGUCCUAGUUAUCACCGAGGGCAUCUCAUUGGUCAAAAUGCUUGCUUUCAUGUACCUAGACUUUGCAUUUCAAAGUGAAAGGUUUGCGCCAAAGGAAUGUUGUUGCUGUAUUUUUCUAGCACUCAAAUUAUAGGAUGUUGACGUGGUAAAACAUGGUCCCUCUGGCAUAGUGAUCUUGAUUAUCAGGUUCAAUUCAGUUGCAAGCAUCACAGGUACCUGUGAAGUAGUACUUGCAAGAAGCACACAAUUCCCCCUUUGCCCUUUUUGGAAAUGUCUAGGCUGGUCGGUGGCAUUUAGUUCCUUCACUCUUCUUAGUCUACAGCUGCACUGCUAAAACAAUUGCUCUUGGACAGAAUAUGCACACAUGAACACACACACGUCAAAAAUGAGCAAGACAGGUCUACAUCUUAGUGUUUUACUAUUACUCUCAUUUCCGUAACCCUUAACUGUUUCAUUUUUUUUAAAGUGCUGUGUGCUUUCUCACAUUUCAGAGCCAACCCUGUCAGUUAUCAAGAGCUGUUCACAUAAAAUGGGUUAUGAUGGACAACAGUUUGGGAUUGAGUGUGAAAAAUGCUUAAAGAUAAAAUCCUGCAUAAUUCAUCCUGUGAGGCUGCCUUAUACAGAACUUGGUUAUAGUACCUGUCCAUCCAUCCCAAAAUGGCCUGCCUUAGCAAUGGCUCUUCAGUGCCUUAAGCAGAGUUUUUCUGCCCAAUAUCCUUUCUAAUUGGAGAUGCCAAGGACUGAACUGGCCUAUAGAUGAAGUGUCUAUUCGACCAUUGAAUUCUGGCUCUUUAUAAAUCCUUUAUUUGAUGUCUGUAUGCCCUUUAGCUGAAACGAUAAAUAUCUUAAUUUUUUUCAGUGGAAAUAUUAGGCUUUCUUGCCUUGUCAUUCUAAAGAACCUAAUAAGCAGUAUGUUUAUCAAAGCCUUGAGCUUGACCUGCCAAUGUGAUGGAAAUCUGCAUCUGCUUUUACAGUCUGUUUGGUGGUGUGCCUUGUUUGUCGUUGAAAAGAAAACCAUUUUAUAUUUUGAUGAUUUGUUCUCCUUGUUUCCUUACACUAAAUUAAAAAUCUCUUUAGCAUCAAGUACUCUGUUUGGGGAAGAGUUUCUAUUCUGUUUAAGGUCAUUCUUUGUAGUAGUUUUCACUUGUCACCACUGAAUGUCUGAAUUGGCCCUACCAUACAGCCUCAUAAGAUAUACUGUAGUAACAUUUUAAUACAGAGCAAAGACAGAGCAGUUAUUUUCUAUCAUAUCAGAGCAGUUAGUUUCAAAAAAAUUCAGUCUCAAAAUUAUUCCCAAAAUUUGGAUAGGUUAUGAGAGCAAGAAAAAUUAUAUGGAUCAUUUGUGGGAAAACAGCCUUUUGUACUCUAUUCCCUUUUGCCUCAUUUGAUAAGACAAGAAAUGUAUGUGUGUUGCCAGCUACAAGUCAUCCCUUUACCCUCAGAAGACAAUGUCAGUAGACCUAACUAGAAGUAAACUUUAGUGAGCACUGUGAGACCUAAAGUAAACCCUGCAUAAGGUUGUUCUGUAUGAGACCUACCCACAACCCUAUCUAAUGUUUUCUCCCAUGUAAUAGUUAAAAGCUAUAGCCAUUUCAUUCUGUUUUCAAUUAAAAUAAAAAAAGUGAAGGAGAAUGAAGGAAUAAAGAAAUAGUUUAGAGACUGAUUUAUUUUAUCUUGAAAUUUUAUGGAUAUAAGUCAACUUCAGAUGCAGAGCUUGUUGCUUGCUCUCCUCUUAUGUAGGUAGCUGAAAACCGAUGCUAUUUCUUUUAGUUCUAAAUUGCUGAAAUUCUGGUUGCUCUUUUACAUAUCUCUAACUCUUAUAUCUUUCUUUGUCUCUCUGGUUCUUUUUCAUAUUCUUUCCCUGACUCUGUUUUCCAGCUUUACUUACAUACAUUAUUUUAUUUUUUUCUGCCAUUGUUUUGGCUAAUCAUACAGGGAAUAAAGUUCUCUUAACUUUGUUUUUACACUUAAUCUUCCAAAGCUGAACUUUUACAUGUCUUGAUAAUAUCCCUUUGCCUCUCUUAGUCAGAGCAUCCUAUCAAAUAAAUCCUUAUUUGCCAACUCCUAAAACUGAGCACAGAUUGAAGGUAUAAUUCCUUCAAAAAUACAUCCGUUGUAUGCACUAGUUUUUUUUAUGUACUCCUUAAAGCAUAAUAUGUGACACACCUUUUUAUGUACUAGCAUGAUGUUAUAAAUGGAUAUAUGAAUAUAAUUUUGUGCACCCAUUUCCACUCAUUCAUAACCUUGAUUUCCCCCGUGCUCCAUAUACACUUGGGUUAUGCAUGUGAUAGUUGCUAUGUAAAGGUACUUUCUAGUUACUCGUGUGAUACCAUACUCGUGUCUUUAAACUUACCCCAUGUCACUGAGGUCAAACAGAAUAACCUGUACAGCUUAGCAAGACUGAAACAAAAUUGUGAGAUAUGAAAAAGUAACAAAAGAAAGAAGUUACUCCAACGUGCCAUUUGGAUGUGUGAGAGCCAUGGAUAAACAAGUACUUCUGCAGUCUCGUGACAUAUAUUAUUGGAAACAUAUUAUCAAUAUACUACAGUUAGAUUUGGCUUGUGAUAAGGCUGGAAAAAUACUCGUGUAUUUUGUUAUGCUGUGUUUUUCUCUAAAAUCUGUUUCUCAUUUGGAUGUAUUUUCUCUCAUUGUGUGAUGAAACAGAAGAUGAAUGCUCACUUGUUCAUGGACCUUUUCUUUCUCCUAAAAAAAUAUAUGUAACUUUCAACUGUCUUGAAAUUUUUUCACUGUCUUGAAAUUCUAAGUCUUCAGAUACUCUCAACAAAUCCAUCUUGCAAAUUGAAAUAACUUCUUUCUUUUGUUGCUUUUUCAUAUCUCACAAUUUCUUAAGCUGAUGCCCAACAAAAUCCAAUACUAAGAUUAUUAGGAGUGCACUACAAAUAUUUCUACUCUUCUGUGAAAAAAGAGCAAUGGGAUGAUAUGGUAGGGAUCUUUUCAUGAACAAAAACAUUUCUCAUUACUUGUUCUUGGAUCUGUAUUUUGAAAAUAAAGUCCAAGGAUAAUUUCUUGGUGUAUCCAGCUAAAAAAUCUAAGGCUAGCGGUGCUGCGAAAGGCAUAUACCAGAAACCCUUAAGAGUAUUACUGCCUUUCAGAGUAAGCCAACAGUGGUCUGACUCCAUAUACAUUAUCUAUUUAUGGUAUUUUUGUACCACUCAUAAACAGGUUCUAUGGGUGGUUUAUUUGGGGAGACUGCAAACCAUGAAAUAUAAAAUCAUUCAAAAUAAAGAACAGAUUAAAACUGUCAUGAUAAAACCAUUUACUACAGAGCACAGUUGUGCCAAAGGCCUUAAAAAGUACUGAAAUACGAUCAAGAAAAAAGGUCACUUGAUGCUUAAAAAUGACAGUGUGAGGAAGUAAGCCUCUUUGAAAGAGGACAUUCCACAAUCAUGGUGCUACCUCUGAAAAGGCCCUUCAUUUAGUAGCAACCCAUCUCAUCACAUCUAUCAGGUACAUCCAAAUAAGGGCCUUUGAAAAUGCUCUUUCUGAUAUCUUUCUGAUAACCUGGCUGUUAAGUCAUUUAAAAUUUAAAUUUUAAUAUCAGCACUUUCACUUAGGGCUGGAAACAGAGCACCGCCUUCUACCAUAGGCCUUUGCCAGCUUGCAUGGUAGAGUGUCUCCCAUCCAAAAAGGGAGAAGAGUACAUUGAUGAGUCUUCUGUACUGUGGGACAAUGUUCCAGGAGCAAUAGAUGGGUAUAGUAAGAUCUGUAAAAAUAGGCUGGGGACCACAAGCAAUACUGUUGUCUCCACCUUCAAUAUCUUAGCAUAUAUUUCAGAUCUGAGGUACCUAUUAUGAGAUGAAGAUAACAUGAAUAAAUUAUAACUCAGCAGGUUCUGAUCAGUCACUGGAAAAGCAAUGAACAAGAUACAUCGGAAAGAACUACAAUACACAUUGACUGCAUACAGACUGUUCCUGAGAUAUUGCUGCAUCACUUCAGUGUUUUGUUUUGUUUUGUUUUUUGGUUUUUCCACUGUCACUCACUCUUCUGUUGUGCCUUUGUUUCUUUUGAGAUGCAAAAAAUAUAAAGGGACAAAGAGACCAAGGUCCUACCCCAAGCAGGUGGGGGGAUAAUAUUCCAUCCACAAAGUUACAUAUCCUACUCCCGCACAUAGUCAUUUAAGUCCUUUUUAAAAAUAUUUUGGAUAGGGCACAAGAGGCUAUCUGCUGACCCCCUGUGCCUUUCCCAAAACCUCCCACCCCCCGAAAAGGUUAAGCCCCAGGAGGGAGCCACUUCUGGCAUUUCUUCUUAUGAAUGCAACAGGAAUAAAGCGGGGAGGCAAAUGAAAUGUUGAUAAAUUUGGUUUAGAGUGCAAAAGAAAUGUGAGAGUACACACUGGCUGAGUAUCCCGUUCUAUCCUUUUCUCUUUGCACUAAAUUGGUUGGGAUGCUUUCCUGCUCUCUUCCAGUAAGCAAGAGCAUGACAGUUUAGGGGAAAGGGAGUUUGUUUCACAAAGGGCUACAGAAUAUCACCUUGUGCUCCAUCCUGGAUCACAUAUGCAUGACUGAGGCAACUUCCACACAGCUGUAUAAAAUCCACGUUGAACUGGACUAUAUGGUAGUAUGGACUCAGAUAAUGCAAUUCAAAGCAGAUAUUGUGGAUUAUCCGCCUUGAUAUUCUGGGUUCUAUGACUAUGCGGAAGGGCCCAUAGUCACACUUCACUCCUGCUUAUGUCACUCAGAGGAUUUUGGCCAAUAUCACUUGGCUUCAUUCCUUUUAUCUUCAUGUAUUGCUGCCUUGCUUCUCUUGUAAUGUGCAGGAGAGAUGGCACUUGGAGUCAGUCUUCAUCUUUGAUGUUGUUGGCUUUAGCCAGUUAUCCUCCUCACUCAGGCUGUCUUAACAAGUGCCAAUAGUGGUGCCUCAUUAAUUCAAGUAGGUAUUCUCCAGCUUACCUACACUAUACAUAAACAGGUUAGUCUGUGAGAUGAGACUGUUGAUCUUUCUAAUCUAGGAAAGCUCUCUUGACUGGAGACAUGCUUGGAAUUGACUUGAAGAAGUGAUACUGGAUCUAUUCAAUAUGCUUUCAUUUUUCAUUUGAAAUUAUAUCUAAAAAUGCUUCAGUUCUGAUUGUUGGGAACAACAUCCUUUCAAAAUGGCAAAACUGACUUUGUCCUUCCAUCUAAAUUGGACUGCAGCACAAUUGGAGUACUUUCCUUUCAUAAUCAGGUGUUUGUAGUUUUGGGGACACUUUAUUUUUAACUCCCAGUGUUUCAUUUCUCUGUUAAACAUCACCUGAUUCUGUAGUCUAACUUUUCUCUUAGCAUAAGUGAGUUCCAACCAACUUUCACGUCUGGGCCUCGAAACCCAACAACUGACUACACACUGGAUGGAAUAAUUUUAAGGAAAAUAUGCUGCAAACAAAAGCAUUGGGGCUUGUGUGCACCCGUUGUUCAUCACAACUUCAGCAGGGCCCAGAUGUUCAAAAUCCUGAGUUCAUGCUACAUGAGAUGCUACUGAAGGGACUCAUGCCAGUCCCAAGUGUCAUGUUAGCAUUCAGACUGUCUUACUGGUAUUUAACUGCAUGGUCUGACAUGUGUUUACCCAGUUUGGAUGUAUUGUGUGUGUAGUGCUAUUGCACAGGCGAUAAAAUUGACAGUGCACUAUCACACAUUGUCAUUAUUAUUGGUGUUCAUAUCAGCAUGUCACAGGUGCCUACUGGCAGCUGCUACCUUGCAGAAAAAGUGUCUUAUCUGAAACUAUGACACGGUAAGCUGCACUUAAUUCCCUCUCCUAAGUUGCUAUAGUCCUAGAAAAGAGUUGUUUUAAAGCAAAAAAACUCAUACCUUCUUUCCCCUCUAUUCUGAUUGUUAACUUCAUUGACUGAUGCCCACCUAUCACAUAUUGGUGGCCAAGUGCUUUCCACCGCCUCUGUCUUUCAAAUGCUGGGCAUGGUGGGAGGGAUGUCAUCUUUUGCACUCCUCUGCAUUAGCCUGAAUUUACGUUGGUACACCUAUAAUGUUAACUGCCUGCCUAGCCUCUGGAUUCGUAUGCAGGUGCUCACUUGUUGUGCAGAUGGAAGACACUUACGUGGAUUCAGUGUUAUGAAGCACUCACUUUAUUUAUGGAAACUUGGGCUCUUGCCUGUAUGAGGGGCAUUACCAAUUAUUUUAUUAUUCUGUAACAAAACUCUGUUAUUCUGUAUUUGUGUACAGAAAAUCACUUUACUUCCUUCAGCAACAGUUACAACUAUUUUGUGUAGGAAUGUUCCACUGCUUUUAUCUCUCCUUAUUUUUUUAAAUAUCUUCUGCUGGGGUACGUUGGAGCCAGGCGUUUACCAGUAGACUCCUGCUUCUUGAUAGUUUAAUUAAAACUCUUCUUCCCUUUGCAGGAGAAAAGUAUCCUUCCUAUGCCUCUGAUCCUGCAGUCCUCUGAUUCCAAAUCAUGGAUUCCACAAAAGCCUUUUAAUGCAACCAUUGGAAAGGCAAGUUAAGAGUCCAUGUGCUGUUGCCACUUGCGACACCAUUCAUUCCCCCCUCUUCCAGGAAUGCUAUCUGUUGGAUCCCUGCUCUGAUUCACCCCAGCAUGAAGGCUCUAGGGAACUCUGAGCACUCUACAUGUGCCAUUCUUAUGUGACUUUUUUACCUAUGUAUGAAAGAUAUGAACUAAUAUUGCUGUAAAGAAAGAUACAAAUUAUUAUAACAUAUUAUAUAAAUAUAUAUGUAUAUAA
Molecule: messenger RNA, 14392 nt
Organism: Anolis carolinensis (green anole)
Lineage: Eukaryota; Metazoa; Chordata; Lepidosauria; Squamata; Anolidae
Gene: dagla
Product: diacylglycerol lipase alpha
Exons: 22
Coding region: 557-3652 (1031 amino acids)
Biological process (GO): diacylglycerol catabolic process; retrograde trans-synaptic signaling by endocannabinoid; arachidonate metabolic process
Cellular component (GO): postsynaptic membrane; dendrite membrane; cytoplasm
Molecular function (GO): lipoprotein lipase activity
Source: RefSeq, a predicted model, not a curated record